Messenger RNA from Anguilla rostrata (American eel), 3813 nucleotides. RefSeq names its product solute carrier family 25 member 18 (gene slc25a18). Lineage: Eukaryota; Metazoa; Chordata; Actinopteri; Anguilliformes; Anguillidae. The transcript is spliced from 10 exons. Gene Ontology annotation, molecular function: L-aspartate transmembrane transporter activity; L-glutamate transmembrane transporter activity. Gene Ontology annotation, biological process: malate-aspartate shuttle; L-glutamate transmembrane transport; aspartate transmembrane transport. The record is from RefSeq and is a predicted model, not a curated record. The coding region runs from base 333 to 1304 and encodes 323 amino acids.
CUUGUGUUUGUGUAACAGCCCCUGAGCGGCGGCUGGCUCUCAGAUCGCUUUCGCUUGACUACGGUUGCUGCAUGCAUUGUUGAAGGGGAAGGGACGUGGACUGUUGUGUGCUGUUCAUGUGAUGCACUGAAGGGGGUGAGUUCCAAAUGAACUUUUUUUGCAAGAAGAGAAGAGAAAAGAACAACUCGCCUUGUUUUCUAAAGAGCUCCAGGUUUGCAACAGGUCAUUGGGAGUGAAGAGGUGGAGUUGUCUGCAGUGGAGGAGGACAUAGUGGGGAGAGCCAGGGACUGUGGAGAGAAGCUGCUGGCCUUUUGCUGUGUCCAGUGAACAGGAUGGCCCAGCACAAAGUCAGUCUCCCAGCUAAGCUGAUCAAUGGGGGUGUGGCAGGGCUGGUGGGAGUGACCUGCGUGUUUCCCAUUGAUCUGGCUAAGACCCGCCUACAGAAUCAGCAGGGUGCUCGGGUCUACAGUGGGAUGCUGGACUGCUUGACACAGACUGUGAAGAGGGAAGGCUACUUUGGAAUGUAUCGAGGGGCAGCAGUGAACCUCACUCUUGUAACUCCAGAGAAAGCCAUCAAACUUGCUGCAAAUGAUGUCUUCCGACAGAACCUCUCCAGGGACGGACAGUUACCCCUGUGGGGGGAGGUCCUGGCAGGCUGUGGGGCGGGAACUUGCCAGGUGGUGGUGACCACGCCCAUGGAGAUGCUGAAGAUCCAGCUGCAGGAUGCCGGGAGGCUGGCUGUACAGAGGUCAAUGGCUGUGCCUGCUCCUGCCCCCUCGCUGGCAGCUGGCCCCCCACCCCCUGGUCAACCUACCCCUCCACCUCGACCUUCUGCCACCAGAAUCACCCUAGAGCUACUAAGGACCCGUGGACUGACUGGACUAUACAGAGGAGCUGGGGCCACAUUGCUCAGGGACGUCCCCUUCUCCAUGAUCUACUUCCCGCUGUUUGCCAACCUGAACGCGCUGGGCCGGGGGGAGCGCGGUUGCCAGGGCAACGCUCAAGAGCGGGCCCCCUUCCUGCAGUCCUUUGUGGCUGGCUGCGCAGCCGGAUCGGUGGCUGCAGUCGCCGUUACUCCGUUGGACGUGAUAAAGACACGGCUGCAGACGCUGCGGAAGGGUGUGGGGGAGGACUCAUACCGUGGCAUUGUUGACUGCACACGCCGUAUCCUGAGUCGGGAGGGCCCAUCUGCGUUCCUGAAGGGGGCAGCGUGUCGCGCUCUGGUCAUCGCCCCUCUCUUCGGCAUCGCACAGGGGAUCUACUUCCUGGGUGUGGGGGAGUGGGUGCUAGGGCUGCUGGGAUAGCAGCUGGCAGAGUUCCUUUUUUCAUGUGCAAACCACCUGCUCCGUUCUGCAGUGAAGCGAGAGUAGGGCCCUGGUCAUUUAUCAGAGUAGAACGUAAGUGCCGCGAGAGAAAGUGAGAGAGAGAGAGAGAGAGAGUGAGAGAGUAUUAGAGUGGAGGAGUAUGACUGCCAACAUUUGUCCCAACAUUGAACACUAAUGGUGCUCUCAUAAUUUCUUAAAGCGGAUAUCCAGAGAGGGUUCAGUAGCUGUAUGAGUCUAAACUGUCUAGUGUUCAUGCCCCACUCCACGACAAGUUGUGCAGCAUCAGAGAAAGAAGCUUGUCCAGGUCUGUUGAGCAUGUUAACUCUCUCAGAUUUCUAUAUUUAUUCCUAAACAACACAUAACACGGUAUAUUUUAUUUUUUUCACAUAACACAGUACAUGCACAUGUUCUGAUGACAUGACCUCGCUGUGCGCGGAGUGCUUUCCAGCGCUGCAGAGAGUGUACACGCUGUGCCAAUCACUUUCAGUGCCAGUCUCUUGGCAAACUGAGAGUUAACCUAUUUUCUCAUUUAAAACAAGUAUUUGUUGAACACCGCCACUUGAUUUCUGGAUUGUAAUGUUAUCGUCCGUCGAAGUAUGACAUAAAAAGGGAAGUGUCUGCUGCGCGCAGAGCGAGGCUGUCGCCGCCACCAUCGCUGUCCGUUACUGUUGGCGAUGAUGCCGACGCACUCUUCACGGUACUGUAAAGAGAUUCUCCCCCGGUAACUGCCCUCUCCCAUCUUGGAGUCCGGUCUCUUAACUGUGCUCCUUGAGUGGGAGGCACUAACUGGGUAUGACAGGGUCUUCUGAUAAUCUUCUCCUAAAUCCGUAAUCCGCGGCUCUCUGCUGUAAACUUAGCUCGCUGCUCCCCGCCUUCAGCGCGUGCCGUCGGGCUACGCCGGCUACCUGCCGCUACCCGUCACCGGUGUAGCGCUGGAGGAGGGGAGGACCCAGUCCUCAAGACGGUGGCAGGGUUUCCAUUAGCUUGAUUAUUUUUUAAUGCUUAUUUUACGGUUUGUAUGCACAAUAUGUAUAAUAUGAAACUAUAUAUAAUGUAAAAGGAAUAAAUGCAAUGAAGCCCUGCAUCCUGGCAUGUUGGUGUUCUCUGAGUGACAGAAAGUAUCAUCGUGGCAUCUCGAAUAUAGCUGUACAUCCAGCUUUUUCAGUGUCACCUUUAAUAUAAGCUAUGAGCAAAUGAACUACGUGGCUAGAUCACACAAUGCUUACCAUUUAGUAGCUACUAUUCACUAAUAUUGCAUAACAUUGUUACAUGUUCAGUUAAGACUCAAUUUAGGGGGAUCAUUCGAAUGAUGGAUAGGUCUUAUAGGUCUCAACUGCUCCCCCUCCUGGAUCACCUUGAAAAUUCAUGUAGCAGAUGCUAUCAAAUGAAUUUCCACCAGGGGGCAGUACUGACUUUCAAAUGAGCAAAGAUCACUCAACUGUUCUCUAUCAGUACAUCAUGGUUUUUGAAAAAAAACACAAACAAAAAAAGCAGGAAACGGACACAAAUGUUACUCUUUUAUAUGUAUAUUUUCACAUCAAUAAUUACCAGUAUAUCCUCUGCAGAUGUCAAUGUCCUAACAGGAAACAUUGUUUUAAAAGCACUGUAAACUACAUAUUCUAAUAUGUAUUUGAACCACAAGUACACUCAGUAUGCCACAAAAAAUAAGACAUCUAUCCCAUUUCAUUUCAGUGAAUAAAAUAAAUAGUGAUGCAAAUUGUCAGACACAUGUACAGUACUUAAAUCAAGGAGAGGUUCUGAAUAUGAACAACAUGUAGCUGGAACAGGUCCUCGGGAACCAGAAAAUUGGACUUCAACCCCCCCCAUUAGAGCAUUUCCCCUUAAACUACUGCAGCUGUCUUCACUGUGCAAAUGACUGAUGGAUUACAAUGGCGGGAGGUCACAUGGUGAGGAAUGUAUUUAAUGCGGUUUCGUACAGAUUAAUAUUAACACAGGUGUUCACCGUCCGAAAGAGACAGGAAAAAAAGAACUCCCAGGGGGACACUAGAGGCCACAUGCUGGGCCAUGCUGAGAUGGGGCACUAUAUCACACAGCAUGAACGGGGGGAGCCUUAUCUAAAGACAUGCGAGGGAACAGGGGAUUGGUCUUUAGUACUGAAACUCGAGAACCACAGUCUGUGUCAGAUAGACACAACCGGUUUGAACUGGUUCACCUCUAACCCUCCCUCCCCUCCUCCCCACAAUCCCUAGCAGCACCCAGUCCCCCUCUCACAUGAUCAGCACUGCGGAGAGUCCGGUUCCCAGCACACAACUGUCUCCCUGUGCACUAAUGCACGGUUCCUGCUCAGCUGUUCUUAAAUAUCCUCUUUAUUAAUUAAUUUACUCUCUCAGUGAACAAAAGCAAAUUAAAAAACACAAAACGGACAAAACAUCACAAAACAAUGGAUUGGGGGGGGGGGGGGGCGCUUUUCUACUUCAGCCGAACACACUUUGUAUCCUUACAACACUGACACGGGAAUGAAAUCCAA